CCUAACACCAGCCCGCGCGCCAGACUCGAUUGUCGCGGUUAGUCCCGCCACAUUCCCCCCGCCCGACCGUUCGCCGCCGCGGAACGUCGCAACAAGAGGUGCCGACGCCGACGCCGCAUCCCCCUCGCUGUUCGCUAACCGUAUUACCGUAAACGCCGUCACUGGUCCGGUCGUCCGCCGCCAUAUUUAGCCCGUUUUCGUUGCUGUACGACGGGGCCAACACGACGUCCGGCCGUGCCGCGCUCGUUGUCGCCGUAACGCAGCCGCAGCCGCCGCCGCCGCGACGACGAGGGCCAUUCGCGCCAAUUUCGAUUGUUCGUCCCGGAUCGUCCCGCGCUCCGCGAAUCGUCGUCUGCCGCCAACGGAGUGGCCCUGUGCGGGGCCCUAUGUCUUUUGAGGUACGGUCGGCGUACAGUGUCCGACGACGACGACGGCGACGACGUAAUGACGUAAGCAACGGAAGUUCGGCGAAUUGACGGGCGGUCGUCGACGAACGGCCCGAGAACAGCGGAUUCCGGUUAAGUAACUUGUCAAGAAUCAAAAUCAAAAUGAAUGAAGUUAAUAUGGCUGAUAAUCAAGAAAUAAAUAUGCCAUCAUGUUCUAUAAAUGAUUUAUGCAGAUUAUGUGCAAAUUUUGAUGAAAAUUUGAUUCCAAUAUAUGCUGAUGAAGGAGCCGAUCAUAUGUUAGAAAACAAAAUAAAAACUCAUCUUCCAUUUAUAAAUAUUUGUGAAAAUGAUCUAUUGCCAAAAAGAGUAUGUUAUCAUUGUGCUUCUGCUGUGCUUGUAUGGAAUGAAUUAUAUGAGUGCAGCACUGAUGCAGACCAAAAACUUAGAAAUAUGUUUGAACCUAUUCAUUUUGAACAAAAUGAGUGCAAAGAGGAUAUUAUUCAAGAAGAUGAAAGGCUACAUCAAACAUUAAAAAGCGAAGAAAUCUCUUCCAUGAUGUUCGAAAGAGAAGUGGAUAAUGAUUCCGUGGACGACAACAUGUACUUGAAUGCAGCAGGCAUCGAGGACGACAUAAAUGGGUUGAUGAAUUGCCAUCGGCUAGAUGAUAUGUCAGUAGGUGACCUCGUGGUACCGAAACAAGAGUACGACGUUAUGGUAGAAGACAGUAACGACGUAAUUCACCACCAGUUGCCAAACGACUCCCACGUAAUAAACGACCCCGACGUAAACUCCACCUCCAUUUGUGAAGGAGACGAUUUAACUAAUAAUCACGACAGUAAUGAUGACUUCAAACCGAAUUUAAAUGAACUCAAUGUCAAUGGCCCCGAAGGUGGAGAAAUAGAUGAUCUGCAAAAGGAUGGCGACGGGAGCAACGGAAACGACGGCGAAGUGGACGAUGAAAACGAUAACGAAGACGAGGACGAAGAUGAGGACGAGGACUCCAACCAGCUAAACAGCAUGCACGUGCGGCAAUUGUACGUGAGCAGUUCGUUGGACGGAGGUACCGCAGAUGAAGACGAACAGCAGCAGGAGACCAUGUGCCAGAUAUGCGCGACUGUGUUUAAGACCCGGUAUAAUCUGUUACGGCACUUCCAAAAACGGCACCCUGAGUACAAGAUGUAUGAGUGUGACCUGUGCCGUAUCAGUUUCCCAUCUAUCGACGAGUUCAAGGACCACCUGGAGGAGAAACACUCCAAGGUGCACACCACGCACACGAUCGACUCUAAGCAAGUGCGUUUUGCAUGUGACGUAUGUGGCAACAUGUACAAGAAUAAAGCGUCCGCUAUGAACCACCUGCUGACGCACACCGCCAAAAAGAAUGUGCACUGCACCCACUGCGACUUCACGUGUUACACCAAGCAGCAGCUGGGCGUGCAUCAGACCAAGCACGACAAGCGUUUCGUGUGCGACAUAUGCCAUAAGCGGUUUGCACAAAAAUCACAACUUGACGUGCACGUUAACGCUGUCCACUAUAACCAAAGGCCGUUCUCGUGCGUGCUUUGCAGCAAAUCUUUUAAGACCAAGGGGUCGCACGACGCCCACAUGAUCGUCCAUACAGAUACCCGAAACUACCAAUGUCCGCACUGCGAUAAAAAAUGCCGGAAGCGGUACGAUCUGACGUUGCACAUCCGGACUCACACGGGUGAAAAACCGUUCAAGUGUAGUGUGUGCGGUCGAGGGUUUGUGCAGAUGUGCGAUACGCGCAAGCACGAAAUGCUGCACUUUAAGCCGGGAAAGCGGAAAAACAUGUUCUUCUCGUCGCCGGAAACGGGAAUGGCUGAUGACGAAUGACAUAAGGCGGCGGUGGCGGAAAGCAUAACAGGAGACGACGACGACGACGACGACGAUGAUGACGACGACGACGACGACGACGAUGAUGACACCACCAACAAUAACUCUAACUCCAACUCAACCGUCAUCACCGACCUAACGACACUGAACUGAUAGACCCCUCCGUAUUUUGAUUUUAGAUUAAAUCAUAAUUUUAAUAUAAUAUUAUAUAAAUAUUUGUAUAUAAAAAUAUUUUUUUUGUAUUUUACUGUAUUUUUUUAUGUUAUAUAUUUUUAAAUAACAUUCUUAAAAGUUGUAUUAUUUUUAAUUAGUCAAAGUUCCUUUUCCAAAAUACUUAUAUAGGAACAAAUAAUUACUAAAUCCACAUGGGCUAGAGAAAAGUAACUAAAGGUUAUUUCUUAUAAACUCUAUUUCAAUAAUUUGCUAGUUUCAAAAUAUUUUCAAUUUAUAUUUUUCUUAUUACCGAGUUUGAAACUGCAAAAGAAUGUGAAUAUAUGUAAUUAAGUAUUUUUAUUAUUAAAAUAUAUGUGAGUAAAUGAUUCAUACGUUUUAAUGUUAAUAGUGUAUAACACUUUGUAUGUAUUCUUAACUGAAUUGAAUUUCAUUAGGAAUUUGUAAAAAUAAAUACCUUAGUGCGAUAUUAUGUUAUUGUUUAUCAUAUUAUGUAAAGUAUAAUACAUUUUUUUGUUUUUCGUUUUGUAAGAUCAUUAUUGGGCUUUCAAUCAAUAUUAGAAUUUGUUGACCUAUUAUUAAGUAAUACAUUUAUAGAUGAGAUUUAAUUUUAAAAUCAAUGCUUUGAUUUAAAAAUUUUUAAAAUUAGAUAAAUUUGUUAAAAAUAAUAAUACCUGGUUAAAAGAAGAAUGAUUUUGUUUAAUGGUUGGGUAAAAUUUAAUAUACCAACUACAAGUUACUUGAUAGUGUUUUAGGGAUUAUUGAUUUAUUAAAAGUUUAAUGAUUUUUUUCCUGCUACUUGGCAUCAGUAUACUUAAUUGAAAUUAAUCCAACGUAAUAUAUAAUAUUCUUAUGUUUAAUUUAAUAAUAGGUCAAUUCUAAAAUAUUUAUUCCCAUGAUACUUGUGUAGAAGGAGGUAUACAAUAAAUGCACCACAUCUUCUUAACAUAAUAUGUAUUCACAAUAAAAAUGACUACCUAGUAGAA
Molecule: messenger RNA, 3394 nt
Organism: Aphis gossypii (cotton aphid)
Lineage: Eukaryota; Metazoa; Arthropoda; Insecta; Hemiptera; Aphididae
Product: zinc finger protein 239-like
Exons: 5
Coding region: 549-2237 (562 amino acids)
Biological process (GO): regulation of transcription by RNA polymerase II
Cellular component (GO): nucleus
Molecular function (GO): DNA-binding transcription activator activity, RNA polymerase II-specific; RNA polymerase II cis-regulatory region sequence-specific DNA binding; zinc ion binding
Source: RefSeq, a predicted model, not a curated record